Molecule: messenger RNA, 3301 nt
Organism: Betta splendens (Siamese fighting fish)
Lineage: Eukaryota; Metazoa; Chordata; Actinopteri; Anabantiformes; Osphronemidae
Gene: lhfpl3
Product: LHFPL tetraspan subfamily member 3
Exons: 4
Coding region: 482-1171 (229 amino acids)
Biological process (GO): sensory perception of sound
Cellular component (GO): plasma membrane
Source: RefSeq, a predicted model, not a curated record
CUCCAGCUCUAAUUCAAUAGGAGCUCAGCUGCGGCUGUCGGUCUGUCGCCGUCGAGUACUGACGGACCUUUCAGCGCGAUCACAGGCACCGAUUCACUGAGCCGAACCGCUUCAUCGGAAUAAGCCCCUGGGUUCGGACGCGGCUCCGGCACAGACGUUUCUGAGGCAACAUGACGGCAAAUGCGGGAUGAAUGUCGAGCUUUUGGACGUGCAUUCCUGGAGCUCGCUUUUCCCGAGCGCACGUUUCGUUGUCGCCGAGUGAUGAAUGAAAACCAGAGGGGAAACACCGGGAGAAAGCAAAAUCCGCCCUCGCCGUGGAUGCGAGAGGGCAGUGAUGCUGUGACAGCAGCCGGGGCUCCAGAAUAAAAGCACAGCGCAGCGACGAGAAGUUGUGCGGAAUGAGGCUCGCGAGCAUGUGUUGUUACGGAUCUUCGAGGAGGGGUUAGUUGAUCCAGAGCACUGAGCAGAACCAGACCAGAGGAUGGUCCCCGGGGCCCCUAGCACGACCACCACCAUGCUCCCCGCCUCCGAGGCUGCCAAAAUCUACCAGACCAACUACGUGCGCAAUUCCCGCGCCAUCGGAGUCCUGUGGGCCAUCUUCACCAUCCUCUUCGCCAUCGUCAACGUGGUGUGCUUUAUCCAGCCGUACUGGAUCGGAGACGGCGUGGACACCCCGCAGGCGGGCUACUUUGGUCUCUUCCACUACUGCAUCGGAAACGGGCUGUCCCGGGACCUGACCUGUCAGGGCAGCUUCACCGAGUUCAGCACCAUUCCGUCCGGGGCGUUCAAGGCCGCCUCCUUCUUCAUAGGCAUGUCCAUGGUGCUGGUCCUCACCUGCAUCGGCUGCUUCGCGCUCUUCUUCUUCUGCAGCACCGGCACCGUUUACAAGAUCUGCGGCUGGAUGCAGCUGGCUGCAGGCACUUGUCUGAUCCUGGGCUGCAUGAUUUACCCCGACGGCUGGGACAGCGACGAGGUGAAGCGCAUGUGCGGCGAGCAGACGGACAAAUACACGCUGGGCGCCUGCUCGGUGCGCUGGGCCUACAUCCUGGCCAUCAUGGGCAUCAUGGAUGCUCUCAUCCUCUCCUUUCUAGCUUUCGUGCUGGGAAACCGCCAGGACAGCCUGAUGUCCGAGGAGCUGCUGGGAGACAAGAGCAGCAACAACGCCAUAUAGCAUCUGGCGAGGAUGAAGCAGAAACAGGUCUUGCUCCCUAAAAGUGAUGUUACUUCAGGAUACAGCUUCCUUCUCCUGGUCCAACCUCUGGCUGGGAUCCAGAGCGGAUGUGUAGAGAUCGAUGAAGAAGAAGGUCUAGAUGAGGCCGUGCAGCCUUAUGGAGAAGACCAGGAUGCGUCGUGUUAUCCUUCAAAGUUCCCUCUGUAAAAUAUUUUUCACGUUCAUCUCAGACUGAUUAUCUUUGCAGGAUGAAUUCGAGUUUGCCCUGUGUUCGUCUUUUAAUGCAUCAUCUCACCCCGAGCUGUUCACACUGAAAUGUUUUUUGUGUGGAUGUGAGGAUGGCUGACAUCGCACAGGUUCAGCUGGAAGGAAAGAGGAAAAAAUCAAUCAGAAUCACUCCUUCGGUGGUAAAUCAGCUCCAGGACUAACUCGUGUAGAGCAGCGGCCUCUCAGAUCAAAUCAAAUCACAACAUCUUAACCAGACACAAACAAGGACUUAACAGACUUGGGGUCAAAGCUGUCAGAUCAAGUCAACAACCGCCUGAAAAAAGAAGUUUGGCUUUGACACGGUUUGACCUUUGCUUUGAAGGAGGGCGGUGUCAGAGAAGGCGUGUGAACUGGAGCCUGCAGAAAGGCUGGAGAAAACAUACUAGUUACUCAUAAUUAAAUGUUUGGUGUAAUAGAAUCAAGAAGUAGUACAUUGGAGGUCAGGCUGAAAAAACAACUGCACUAAAUAGGAGAAACUGUAUUGAGUCUGUAAUGUGUGCAUAAUUAUGUGUGAUUAUGUCUGUGUAUUUUGUCUUGACUUGAAAUGUACACUAAACUAUUGGUCCAUUAGUGUGUGCCAUACAGUAUCAGUGUUGUGGAGUACUAACAGGGUAUACGCAGGGUUAAACAGGACAUGGGCGUCUUAGAAUCUUGUUUUCUUGGUUCCCAUGACUAAUAAACUAACAGGCCGGGCUGGUGGAGUACAUGACAUUGUUAUAAAUAAAUAAAAUCUUACACAGUCAUGUGGGACGACUGGCACAACCUCCGCUCGUUUGUCCUGUUCUUGUUCCGCCUGCUCCUGAUUAACGGGCUCAGGUGUGUCCAGUUGUCGGAAGCUGCAAGGUACGACUUCCCCUCAUCUUCCCCCACUUCACACUCGCCUAAGAUGGUCUCUUCCAGCACCUGAGCCAGGUAGUCAGAAGUGGUCUGUUAGCUUAGCUUAAGCUGCCACAAAGCGUAUAGGUGCGGUGGCAAAUAACCUGUCAACUAACAUGACCCACUCACCAACAUCGGUACCACUCAGCACUGGAACGUGUAAUUUGUUUAGACCACACCUGUUAUGGUUUGGCUCCAAUUUGGCAGUUGUACAGUCAAGUGUAAUGCUAACAUUAGCCAACUAACCUUACAGGCUGAUUUUAUAUCCUAAAAAAUCGUAAUUUAUUGUUUUUAAACUUACAAUUUUAUAUUAUAAACCGGAUAUAAAGCGUUUACGUGGUGAAGUUCACGCACAGAGCUAACCUAAGUCAAGCUAGGUGCUAUAGCGCUAGCUAACGUAAGCUAGGCGUCUCUAUCAUGGUAGCUAAGCUAAGCUAAGAAUUGUUACCAUUAAAAUGUCUUCAAACGCACUGAUUUGAAUUUAAGACAGAGCUUUAAUUUUAUUUAUUUAGCAUGCUUUAGAGUAAUCCUGAACUGUGUUGUGGCCUUACAUGAAGAUAUUUGACCUAAAACGUGGAACCACAUCCGGCUCAAUUUUUAGUUGGAGCUGUCAACACGAAGCAUGCGAUUAGACAGUUAAAUGUUAUGGGCGGUGGGACGGUAUUAAUCUGAUUAUUUGUACUACAGGGCUAAACUUAUACUUUUACCAUCUUAAAUUAAAACGACAGGAUAAUUUGAGGCGCACACAAUUCUGUCUGUGUAAAAUAGCAUCUGGGCCUUUGUUAUUUUAGGUGUAACAACGUGGACCUGAAGGACUUUGAUCUUCUUGCCAGGUUUAAACCCAGACACACUGACUCAUGGAUCUGCUCAGUGAAUCCGUCACAUUCCCGAUUCACUGACCUGACAGAGGAGACGAUCUGAUGUGUUGAUCUGUCCUUAAGGGCAAAUGUAAAUGUGACACGUGAGAAAUAAAAAUUGUGAACACCA